Apaloderma vittatum (bar-tailed trogon) is the source of this 954-nucleotide messenger RNA. RefSeq names its product proteasome (prosome, macropain) 26S subunit, non-ATPase, 5 (gene PSMD5). Gene Ontology annotation, cellular component: cytosol. Lineage: Eukaryota; Metazoa; Chordata; Aves; Trogoniformes; Trogonidae. The transcript is spliced from 6 exons. Gene Ontology annotation, biological process: proteasome assembly. The record is from RefSeq and is a predicted model, not a curated record. The annotation marks the transcript as partial.
UUAAUUGUGGAGAUUUCUUCGGUGUCAGCAGAUUCUCUAAAUUACUGUGCGAACAGCGGAUUAAUAUCGGAGUUAAUUGGAGAGCUGACGGGAGACGACGUGCUGGUCAGGGCCACGUGUAUAGAGAUGGUGACCUCGCUGGCGCACACUCCGCACGGGCGUCAGUAUCUUGCUCAACAAGGAGUCAUCGAUAAAAUUUCGAACAUCAUCGUCGGCGCCGAGUCUGAUCCUUUCUCAGCCUUCUAUUUACCAGGAUUUGUUAAGUUUUUUGGAAAUCUGGCUGUCGUAGACAGCCCGCAGCAGAUCUGCGAACGAUACCCUGUCUUUAUGGAAAAAGUCUUUGAAAUGGCGGAAAGUCACGAUCCGACCAUGAUUGGAGUGGCUGUGGACACGCUGGGAGUCCUGGGAUCAAAUGUGGAAGGCAAACAGGUUUUACAGAAAUCUAGAAGCAGAUUUCAAAAUCUGUUGAACAGAAUAGGGCACCAGGCGAAGAAUGCCCCCACGGAGUUACGGCUGCGGUGCUUGGAUGCAAUUUCAUCUCUUCUUUACCUGCCUCCGGAGCAGCAGACAGAAGACCUUUUAAGAAUGACCGAAUCGUGGUUCACCUCCCUGUCCAGCCAGCCCCUGGAACUUUUCAGGAGCAUCAGUACUCAGCCCUUCCCCGAUCUCCACUGUGGGGCUUUACGGGUAUUUACUGCUAUCGCCAACCAACCGUGGGCCCAGAAGCUGAUGCUUGCCAGCCCAGGGUUUGUGGAGUACAUUGUAGACAGAUCGGUGGAGCCUGACAAAGCUUCGAAGGAUGCCAAAUACGAACUCGUUAAGGCCCUCGUAAACUCUAAAACCAUUGCGGAAAUCUUUGGCAAUCAGUAUUACUUGAGGCUUAGGGCUUACCUGCGGGAAGGCCCCUACUACGUGAAGGCAGUCUCGACUACAGCUGUGGAAGGAGCAGAAUAA